Messenger RNA from Cricetulus griseus (Chinese hamster), 1489 nucleotides. The record is from RefSeq and is a predicted model, not a curated record. NCBI's taxonomy places the organism in Eukaryota, Metazoa, Chordata, Mammalia, Rodentia, Cricetidae.
CUCUCGCUUCCUCCACUGCCUUCCCUGGCGUAGUUCCACCAGGAUGGCCAACCCGUCUUCUCUGGCACCUUCCCGGGGACACCUCUCACCUGCCCUCGCCCUCAAGAAUCAGCUGCCUGUGCCCUGCUGAACCUUGAUGGCCACAGCCUCAGGCCCUGCUAGCAUUGCCAUGGGCAGCGUAGGCAGCCUGUUGGAACGGCAGGACUUUUCCCCCGAAGAACUUCGGGCUGCACUUGCUGGAUCCCGGGGCACCCGGCAGCCUGAUGGGCUCCUCCGGAAAGGCUUGGGUCAGCGCGAACUCUUCAGCUACCUGCAUCUCCCCAAGAAAGACAGCAAGAACAGCAAGCGAGCACCUCGGAAUGAGCCCGACUAUGCCACCCUCUACUACCGGGAACAUCCUCGGGCUGGUGACUUCAGCAAGACUUCCCUACCUGAGCGGGGUCGCUUUGACAAGUGCCGAAUUCGUCCGUCAGUGUUCAAGCCUCCUGUGGGCAGUGGGAAAGGCUUCCUGUCCAUGCAAAGCCUGGCGGCGCACAAGGGCCAGAAGUUAUGGCGAAGUAAUGGCAGUCUGCACACAUUGGCCUGCCACCCACCCCUGAGUCCUGGGCCCCGGGCCAGUGAGGCCCGUGCACAGUUGCUUCACGCCCUCAGCCUAGAUGAAGGUGGUCCUGAGCCCAGCCUUUCAGACUCUUCCAGCGGGGGUAGUUUUGGCCAUAGUCCAGGCACUGGCCCCAGCCCCUUCAGCUCCUCCUUAGGCCACAUUAAUCACAUUGGAGGCUCAUUGGACCGUGCUUCAAGGAGCCCCAAGGAAUCUGGACCUCUGGCUGUACUGAGCUGCCUGCCUGAGCCACCUCCCCCCUAUGAGCUCUCCUGCACCACUGGUGGAGAGGUAGCCAUGUUGCCUGAGACCUGUGAGGAACUCAAGAGGGACCUCAAUGACCAGGAUGUCUCUAACCCCUUUACUCAGCAGGUGCUAGAGGAGCGCCAGCGGUUGUGGUUGUCUGAGCUGAAGCGCCUGUAUGUGGAACGGCUGCAUGAGGUGGCCCAGAAAGCUGAGCGGAGUGGAGUCCUCCAAAAUCUGACACUACCAAGUGUGCUGACAGCAGGCACGCUAUGAGAAGAUACCCUGAGAUGGCAGGCUCCUCCCUUGCGCUGGUCUGAGGCAGAACCUGUAGAGGCCAGUUCAGGGAUGGGAGACCCACCCAGAGGAGGGAACCAGCAGGCAAUGGGCUGGAUGGGAUGCCUGCUUCAGAAGCUAUGGCAAAGUCUUGCUGGCAGAGAAACAGACCCAGGCAGGGCCUAGCCCUGCUCCCUACAGUGGGUGUGGCCCAGUAAAGUAGGUUGGAGCCAUCGAAGCCCCAGCCUCGGGAUGCAGAAGGGCAGGAGCGAGGGCGGGUGGUUGGAGACUUGGCCUGAGGUCUUCCUCCGUGGAAGGAGCCAGGGGUGGGAAGACAGGCCUCCAGAAUAAAAGCACAUUUUUUAUGAGGAG